AUGUUCUUACCCCUAGUAUUUUUAGCCUCGUUGCUAUCCACAUUGUGUGCAGCCGGUUCAAGCCAACCGGUUCCAGUUGCAAUUACAUUACCUGCGUUUUCCAAGGAAUGCCUUUACUACGAGUUAACUUCUAAUGAGGAUUCGAUUGUGGCGUCUUUCCAAGUUUUAACAGGUGGGAACUUUGAGAUCGAUUACAAGAUCACUGGCCCAGACAAUGCAGUGAUUGUUGAUGAAAGGCAAAAGAACCACGCAGAUAUGCUGUUGAGGUCCUUUGGACUUGGUGAAUAUUCAUUCUGCUUUACAAAUGCAUAUGGAACUGUACUGAAGAAGGUGGAAGUCAACUUCGAAUUGGCAAAGGAGGAUAUUGAUGAUACUUCUGAAGAAACAGAGGACAUUAUUGCGCUGAACGCCAUUGAAGAAAUUAGCAGAAAUUUAAACAAGAUCACCAAUUUCCAAAACCUCUUGAGGGUAAGAGAAUGGAGAAAUAUGUCUACUGUUGAAUCUACAGAAUCCAGAUUAGUAUGGCUAUCCGUGUUGACGAUGGGCGUUAUGGUCGGUAUCAGUAUUCUUCAAUCUCUCGUUGUGCAAUUUUUCUUCAAAGACAGACAUAGAAACUAUGUUUAA
Molecule: messenger RNA, 624 nt
Organism: Eremothecium cymbalariae DBVPG#7215
Lineage: Eukaryota; Fungi; Ascomycota; Saccharomycetes; Saccharomycetales; Saccharomycetaceae
Gene: ERP4
Product: Erp4p
Exons: 1
Coding region: 1-624 (207 amino acids)
Biological process (GO): endoplasmic reticulum to Golgi vesicle-mediated transport; Golgi organization; protein retention in ER lumen
Cellular component (GO): endoplasmic reticulum; Golgi apparatus; endoplasmic reticulum-Golgi intermediate compartment
Source: RefSeq, a predicted model, not a curated record